AUGGCGGCCGUGCUCGACACCACCUCGUAUACCUUCACCCAGUUCGAGCGCCUCGUGCCUCUUACAAGCGUCCGACCUCCCGCAGGCGUAUUCAACGCUACCUUUGCCGACCACGGCUUCUCGAAUCUACGCACCUGUACCGCCGUGCCCGGCACCGCCUUCGACCUGACAUUCAACCUGACGGGUGCUCGCCGCCUCAUCUUCAAGGGCGGCCUCAGCGCCUCCGUGCCGCUGUCGAUGUGGUGGUGGGACAUACGGACGGCCGGCAAGCGCGGGCUCGUCACCAUCCGCACAGACGGCGGCGAGCAGCGUGUGGUCCCUGUGCUCGAGCUGGGCAUCUCGAGCGUCGAGAUCGAUCAGGAGCUGCGUGCUGAUGGUGGGGCGGCCCCGGCGUAUGAGGGGUUUAUCGAUGCCACGGGCGUUUGGCGCGGCAAGACGGAGGUGAGCGGGUACGGGUUGGUGGAGAUUGUUGUGCUGGGCGUUUUUGACUACUGA
Molecule: messenger RNA, 495 nt
Organism: Lasiodiplodia theobromae
Lineage: Eukaryota; Fungi; Ascomycota; Dothideomycetes; Botryosphaeriales; Botryosphaeriaceae
Exons: 1
Coding region: 1-495 (164 amino acids)
Source: RefSeq, a predicted model, not a curated record